Molecule: messenger RNA, 719 nt
Organism: Zophobas morio
Lineage: Eukaryota; Metazoa; Arthropoda; Insecta; Coleoptera; Tenebrionidae
Product: microsomal glutathione S-transferase 1-like
Exons: 3
Coding region: 153-608 (151 amino acids)
Cellular component (GO): membrane
Source: RefSeq, a predicted model, not a curated record
UAUAGGUUAUGUCACGUUACAUUAUUAAAGUUCAAGUAGGUUUUCGACUUGUCAUCGUUAUGAGCCGGCUACAAUGUGAUAAGCAGUAGUUGUAUCGCUUAGGUGGUAAUUACUGGUUGUAUUUUUGAACGCAUCUCCUGUUUUUUGCAAAAAUGGCGCAAACAAUUGAUGCUGCGUUUGUCGAAAGCCCAUUAUUUCGUGCAUACUUUUUGUAUGUAUCAAUUUUAGCUGUUAAAAUGCUGGUGAUGUCGCCUUUGACAGGAUUUACAAGAUUCAAAUUCAAGGCCUUUGCAAACCCUGAAGAUGGAGCGAGCCUGAAGCUGAAACCCCGUGUAGACGACCAUGUGGAAAGAGUUAGACGGGCACACUUAAAUGAUGUUGAAAAUAUUCCCUUGUUCAUCAUUGUUGCAUUUAUCUUCUGCUUGACAAAUCCAUCAGUGGCGUGGGCGACUCUUCUGUUUAGAAUAUUUACUGCUGCUAGGUUCAUCCAUACGUUCGUCUAUGCAAUUUUUGUCAUACCACAACCCGCCAGAGCGUUUGCUUGGGGAACUGGCUUCUUUAUAACUGGCUACAUGGCGUUCCAAUCUAUAAUGUACUUUUUGUUGUAACGUGUAUAUUUUUUAAUGUAAGUGUGCACUCCACGUUGAAGUAAUCACAGUGUGUUAUGAAAGUGCCUAACGUUUUGCAUUUAUGAGAAUAAAAUUUUUGUUGUAUAGGUA